Messenger RNA from Zingiber officinale, 1604 nucleotides. RefSeq names its product STOREKEEPER protein-like. Gene Ontology annotation, cellular component: nucleus. The coding region runs from base 79 to 1329 and encodes 416 amino acids. Gene Ontology annotation, biological process: regulation of DNA-templated transcription. Lineage: Eukaryota; Viridiplantae; Streptophyta; Magnoliopsida; Zingiberales; Zingiberaceae. The transcript has a single exon. The record is from RefSeq and is a predicted model, not a curated record.
ACUUUAUACAAAUCGACCGCUAUCUCCGGAAAGCCUCUCGCUCCCCCCGAACCCUAGCCGAAGUCACCUACAUCAGACAUGGCCCCGAAGCGCGCCGCCACUGCCAAACCGGAGUCUUCCACUUCUGGUUCCGACGAUGAGUCCGCUUCCGGCACCGGUUCUUCCUCCUCUGAGGAAGAAGAACCUCAGCGAAAGGAAGAGGUGCGUCCCCCGUCGCCUUCUCAUAAGAAAAAUCCAGUUGUGCCCCCUGUUCCAUCCAGCGACGAGGAAGAGGAAGAUGGAAGUGACGAGGAAGAGGAGGGAGAUGGAAGCGAAGAGGAAGAGGAAGACGAUUCUGGAGACGAAGAUCCCAAGUCCAGUGGUCUUCAGACGACUAAAGGACCGCCGCCCCCUCCACGGGAGACGCUGCCCAAACCCACUUCUGAUGAGUCAUCGGAUGGCUCCGGCUCUGAUUCUGAAUCAUCCGAUGAGUCGCCGCCUACUGUCCCGGCCCCUCGUCCUUCUCGUGCCGCUGAACCGUCCAUUAAGCCCAUAACAACCAAGCCUAUGGAUGCCCCCUCCAACCCAGUCAAUCAGGUUAGCCCUUCUCCGUCACUGGAUCAAGGAUCCCUCAAAAGGAAGCGCGAAUCUGUGGGGAGCCCCCAGUCGGGACAGAAGCGCCAAUCUUUUCAAAGACUGUGGGGCUUAGAUGAUGAAUUGAUCUUGCUUAAUGGUCUGGCAGAGUUCCGCAGUAAGAAUGGUUAUGCUCCUUCCUCCAACCACGAGAUGGAAGUUAUCCGUGAGCUCAUUAAAGAUUCAUUCCGGUUGGUGGUAAGUGAUAGUCAGCUUAAUGACAAGAUCAGAAGGCUUAAAAAAAAGUUUCAGACAAAUGCCGCCCGUGCCAAGAAUGGUGUAGACCCAGUACUUUCCAAUGCCCACGAGCAGGAGGCAUACGCCAUCUCUAAGAAAGUGUGGGGGAGUGAGAAGUUCACCUCUGUGAAUGGGAAUGAUAAUGUUAGCGCUAAUUCUGAAAGUGAGGGCAAUGAAGAAGAAAGGGGGAAUGAGAUCGGUCAGAAAUCAAAGGAUGAUGCAAAUUACGCCGUGAAUGGGGGUAUUGUGAAGGCUCACUAUCCAUUCUUAUGGGAGACAGCCAACAAAAUGGCAGAUGAGCUUCCAUGUGGGGUGGGCAUCAAGAUGGCUCUAGAGAUGUUGGAUAAUGCUAAAGCAAAAGCAUUGGAGGACAAGUUAGAAAAAUUGAUAAUGAGUAAGACAAGAAUGCACAUGCGAAGAAUUAAUCUGAGUAAAGAGACAGUGAAGUUGCUUCUUGAUUCUGUAGCCAAAUCAGAAUGAAUUACUUCAAAAUUGGGGUGCUGCCCCAUGGCUUUAACGUUCAGUAGAGUAUAUUAUUUUCAAUACUUUAAUUUUAUUUUUCAUGUGCAACUGUUCGAUGGGGAAAACUAGAAACUUUGAUAGCUAGCAAAAAAUUUAGAAUUCAACCCCUUUAUGCUGCAAGAAAUGUAUGCCUGCCUUAGGUUUUUGAAAGUUAUUUAACCUACAAACUCAUGGUUAACUAGCUUUGGUUGUAUUCUAUUUUAGCUAUUGCAUCUCUUUUGAAAUGAUGAUCA